Messenger RNA from Linum trigynum, 219 nucleotides. Lineage: Eukaryota; Viridiplantae; Streptophyta; Magnoliopsida; Malpighiales; Linaceae. The record is from the annotation of a GenBank genome assembly.
AUGGUUUCAUCUGGACUUGCUGCAUUGGGAUAUCAAUACAUCAACUUAGAUGAUGCGUGGGCUGAACGUCAGAGGGACUCUGCGGGAAACUUGGUUGCUAAUGCAACAACAUUUCUUGUUGGAAUCAAAGUGUUGGCAGAUUAUGUUCAUGCCAAAGGCCUCAAGCUGGAAAUCUACUCUGAUGCAGGGAAUCUGACAUGCAGCAAGCUACAGCCAUGA